AUGCAUCUUGAGAGAGCGACCCGUCAAGUCAAGUACAACAAGUCACGCCGAGAACCGAUCUGUACGGGACCAAAGCUGGAGGAAGGUGAAGAUCGGCUUGUUGACUAUCAAGGAGAGUCCGAAUUCUGCGAUCUCCCUCAGUGGGGUUCUGCACUCCCUGUUCUCGUGUCGGUUGUACCUUCAGAACGCCCCAUGGAGGAAGACAAUGCCACCGAAAUCGACGAAGAUGAGUACGUCGAGGCGCCUGAGAACCCGUCACCAGCUCCUCAAAACACCUGA
Messenger RNA from Sordaria macrospora k-hell, 279 nucleotides. RefSeq lists its product as uncharacterized. The record is from RefSeq and is a predicted model, not a curated record. Lineage: Eukaryota; Fungi; Ascomycota; Sordariomycetes; Sordariales; Sordariaceae.